Molecule: messenger RNA, 624 nt
Organism: Coffea arabica (coffee)
Lineage: Eukaryota; Viridiplantae; Streptophyta; Magnoliopsida; Gentianales; Rubiaceae
Source: RefSeq, a predicted model, not a curated record
AUGGAGGAAGAAAUGAUGGCUCUAGACAAUAAUGGCACCUGGGACUUGGUUCAGUUAUCAACAGGUAAGAAACCUAUUAGUUGUAAAUGGGUGUUUGCUAUUAAAGUCAAUCCUGAUGGUUCUGUUGUUCGCCUCAAAUUAGAUGUUAAGAAUGCAUUCCUUCAUGGAGAUUUACAAGAGAAAAUUUAUAUGAAACAACCACCUGGAUUUGUUGCUCAGGGGGAGUCUGGUAAGACAAAAGAUUUGGGCAUGUUGAAAUACUUUUUAAGUAUUGAGGUUACAAGGUGUAAACAAGAUAUCUUUUUAUGCCAAAGGAAGUAUGUCCUUCAUCAUUUGAAAGCAACAGAAAAGCUAGGUGCUAAGCCAUGUAGUGUACCAAUGAUCCCCAACAUGCAACUUACAGCAGAUGAUAGGGAGUUAUUCUCAAAUUCUGAAAUAUACCAGAGAUUAGUGGGGAAGUUGAAUUAUCUUACUGUGACUCAUCCGGACAUUGCAUAUCCGAUGCGGAUUGGGCAGGUUCUAAAAUUGAUCGAAAAUCUACAACUAGAUAUUGUGUCAUCAUUGGAAAAUUCAGUAAAACCUGAUCUCAACCAGUCAUAUGAGAACUGGAGAGCAGUUUGCUGA